Molecule: messenger RNA, 1548 nt
Organism: Ectocarpus siliculosus
Lineage: Eukaryota; Phaeophyceae; Ectocarpales; Ectocarpaceae
Source: the annotation of a GenBank genome assembly
UCUACUUGUCGGCUGUGCUGCUCCUUGUCACCAACAGCAGUCAUCUCCUUCCUCGGACCAACAGCACCAUGAAGUUCACCGCCGCAUCAGUUCUCGUGGGGCUCACCACCUCCCAGGCUUUCAUGGUGCAGCCCACCAUGAAGACCGCCGGACCGGACGGCGGCAGCAGCCGCGCUGACUUCGCCAAGCUUGUUACCGGAACGGUGGCAGCCACCGCCGCGGUAGCAGCACCCGCGCUAGCCAAGGCCGGAACCGGAGCGAAGCAGAACUGGUUCGGCGUCAUCGGCGCGGACCCGGAGCUCGGGGGCGGCAUGUCGAACUACUUCGCCGAGUCGGACACUUACUCCCCGUACUCGCCCUACUCCAAGGGCGACGACGCCCUCUACAAGUCGAGCGACCAGGCCUUCAUGACCAAGGUCAAGAUCGACAUUCUCAAGGACUCCCAGAAGAGGCUGCAGACUGUGCCCGGGUUUAUCGAGGGCAAGAAGUGGGAAGAAAUCCGCUCUCUCCUCACCGCCAAGGCUUACAGCCUGCGGGAUGCCAUGAACACCCUCGCGGCCGACAAGCCGCAGGCGGCGGGCGUAGCCAAGGUUUUCUACAGGGACAUCGAGCAGCUCACCGUGUACGCGCGCCAAAAGAACGGCCCAGCCUGCACCAAGGCCUACAACGACGCGCAGGAGCACCUCACCAAGUACCUCUCGCUCAUCUAAGCUCGCCGAACGCGUUUCAGAUUUCGUUGAGUGGUACUUAAGUUUUUGCUUUUUUUCUUGUGUUCUCCCUCUUUGUCGUCUGUUGUAGAGGACGGCUGUUCGAUUGGCGCGGGGCGAUGGCCAAGGAGGAAAAUAUGACGUUUUUUCUGUUUCUGGGCCAGCGAGCGAACGAUCAGGGGCAAAAGCAUCGAGGGGGCCAGAGGAAAGGGGCCAGUGUGUUGCCGGUGGGAUAUGUGAUACACGUGUAGAGGUGUCCCGUGUUUUUGUUUUUGCCUUGGGGAGCGACAAGACCACCCUGGCCUGUUGCUGAGGCUGACCCCACUCUUCGUUCUUGGUUCGUGGUGGCGCCCCGUUUUACGCCGUGCGGUCCUGAGUGACUGCGCUCGACCUCGUCUGUCGCUUGUAGAGACGGGGAUCAUCUUUUGACCUGUGUUGAUUUAGACAGCGCCUGAAAAAGAUGGCAUCCCUUUAAAAGUCAUUUUACAAAUCAGAAGACGCAGAGGUCACUUAAAACACCCCCCACCCCCCCGCCCUGUGGAAACCGGUCGCGGGCUCGUGUCUGGGUGUGUUGCGUGCGGGAUCGCUUCACCAGAAGGGGGUAGUUUCUUGACCCUGCAGUGGUUGGGAGAUGACUUGACUCGUGUGCAGACACGCCGGGGCGCCAUCUCCCCAGACGUGGUUGCUCGAUCAUCACGCCGCGGGGCCUCGGGACCAUUUAUCUUUUUAAGCUGGAACGGGGAUGUGUGGUGAUUCUUUUGGUUCCGAUUGCCCCAUUUUUGGAAAAAUAUGGACGUUGCAAGCAAGGUUUUCAUCGAGAACAAUCGAAACGUCACAAAUC